Molecule: messenger RNA, 1011 nt
Organism: Aegilops tauschii subsp. strangulata
Lineage: Eukaryota; Viridiplantae; Streptophyta; Magnoliopsida; Poales; Poaceae
Source: RefSeq, a predicted model, not a curated record
AUGCCCGUCCCGCGGGCUCCUGCACCGGGUCUCCUUGGCCCCGAUCCAGCAGGCCACCAGGCGUUCGUCGGCGCCCCCUACCAGCCCUACGGUGCCCCACUCGCGCCGCCACCCCUCGGUGGCUACGGCGCGCCCGCCCAGGCGCUGCCCUAUGGAGGCCAGCUGCCGCCGCCGGCACCUGCACCGUGGGACCCAGCCCUCCUGGCCGCCCUACACUCGGCGCCGUUGCCGAGCAACUAUGGCGGUGGAGGCGAAUGGUACAUGGACUCCGGUGCUACUGCGCACAUGAUAGCUCAUCCCGGUUCCUUUGGCCAUGGCUCCUUCGGCUCCGGACCCUGCGCCCCCUACCUGGCGCGAUGCGCGGCGGCACCCCCCGGCGGCCCCCCGGCCCGGCGCCUUCUACCGCCCCCUCCCGGGUUCUCGACUCCCUCACCCGAGGUUGAGUCCUACCGGGCCCCCGGGUCCCCGGCUCCCUCGCCCGAGGUCGAGCCCGCGGGCACCCCACCAGCCACCCCUGCGACGGGCUCGACCUCGCCCGUCGCCUCCUUCGCGGCUGGCUCGGCUGGCACCGUCGCGGCUCCUGACGCCGCGGCCCCCGCCCCUCACGCCGCGGGCGCCCCUAUUGUGGCCGCGGCCCCCGCCGCCACGGGCGCCCCUGUUGUGGCCGUGGACCCCGACGCCGUUGUGGCUCCCGCUGCCGCGGCACCCGCCGGCCCGGGAGCUGACACUGCAUAUCUGCUGCUCUACGUUGAUGACAUCAUCCUCACGGCGUCUGCCCCCGAUCUCCUUCAGUGGCUGACUGCUCGUCUUCGUGAUGAGUUCGCCCUCAAGGACUUGGGGCCCCUGCACUACUUUCUCGGCAUCGAGGUGAUCCGCCGGGCUGACAGUUUCUUUCUGCAUCAGCAGAAGUACGCCCACGAGCUCCUUGAGCGUGCCGUACUUGACGCUGACUCGCCCCGACCUGCAGUACGCUGUUCAGCAGGUGUGCCUCCAUAUGCACGCCCCGCGUGA